ACUUGGUGGAGAUUUUUGCUUUUGUUUUGUUUUGUUUUGUUUUGAGACAGGGUCUCAGCUAUGUAACCCACACUGGCCUCUAACUCUGUAUCCUCCUGGUUCAGCCUGAAAAGAAUUUCCUAAAUGCCUUUGAAAUGAAAGCUGGUCUUUGACAGUGUUGUCUUUUGGAAGUGUGUGGACUUUCCACAUGACCUUGUUUCUUGGACAUACCACUUACUUUUUGUGCGUGUGUUGUCUUACCUCCAAGUUACUGGUUUGCUGUUUUCUCAGGUUUCUUUGGGAAUGGUGAUGGGUGCACAGGGUUGUGCAGGAGUUGAGAGCUGUGAAGCACUGCUCAGUCCCAGCAGGGAGUGACUUGUUCUUAUGUUUCUGCAGAUCUGGAGCAGCAACCAUUUGUUUCCCAGCAGAGAGGAAGCCACCCUUUUCCUUGGAACGCUGGAUACUAUUUUCCUCUUCUCCUACGCUGUGGGCCUCUUCGUCAGUGGCAUCAUUGGGGACCGACUGAAUUUGCGAUGGGUUCUCUCUUUUGGCAUGUGCUCUUCUGCAUUUGUGGUGUUUGUCUUUGGCACUCUCACAGAAUGGCUGCACUUCUACAACAAGUGGUUCUACUGUUGCCUGUGGAUUGUGAAUGGCUUGCUGCAGUCCACAGGCUGGCCCUGUGUAGUUGCUGUGAUGGGCAACUGGUUCGGGAAAGCUGGUCGAGGAGUUGUCUUUGGUCUCUGGAGUGCCUGUGCUUCAGUGGGCAAUAUCUUAGGAGCAUGCCUAGCUUCGUCUGUUCUGCAAUAUGGUUAUGAGUAUGCCUUUCUGGUGACCGCGUCUGUGCAGUUUGCUGGUGGGAUCGUCAUCUUCUUUGGACUACUAGUGUCACCAGAGGAAAUUGGUCUCCCAGGUAUAGAGGCAGAAGAAAACUUUGAAGAAGAUUCACACAGGCCUCUAAUUAAUGGUGCUGAAAAUGAAGAUGACUGUGAGCCCAAUUACUCGGUGCAAGAGGACAGCACUGUGAGCCAAGUAAAGGCAGUCAGCUUUCACCAGGCCUGCUGCCUUCCUGGAGUCAUACCGGUGAGGACUGUUCAGUCUCUUCCACAGCUGGGAGGAAUCCUGGCCCUUGAGUUAUUCUGUUUGGGAUAUAGCUGCUUUAAUUUUCGGGAUAUGUUCAGAGGAAUGCUGCAUAGUGUCCCUCAGCUUACCUGAUACCUUCUGCACAGCUGGCAAACCCUUUUCUUGAAAAGCCAGAGAAUAAACAUUUCAGCUUUGGGGAGACGUAAAAAUCUUUGCCAUAACUGCUCAACUCUAGUGCAAAAAAACCAUGGGGCAGGUGGGUGUGGCCAGAUGUGAAC
Molecule: messenger RNA, 1337 nt
Organism: Castor canadensis (American beaver)
Lineage: Eukaryota; Metazoa; Chordata; Mammalia; Rodentia; Castoridae
Source: RefSeq, a predicted model, not a curated record